CACUGCAUUACACUUAGACUUAGUACGCCACUGUUUUUGGUAACUCACAUUCUGUGAAACUAAUAAGAGGAAUGUCUCAUUGAAGGUAAAGGGAAACUAGUUUGUGGAUGACUGCAGCUGUGCUUGUGGGUGGGACCAGUUGUAUUUUGAGGACCUCUCCAGCGUCCUCAAUAGGCCUGCGGAUUUAUAGGACAGCUGUCUGGGAGGCACACACCUUUCUACCAAGAGGUCUCUUCUAUUUUCCUGAAUGGAACAACUUUUGUAGUUGUCUCAGGUUGCUGCACUUUCGUCACACAAAGAGUUUUUUUUAAGAUGAGUGGUACUUCAAGGCAUCGUCUUGCUAUCAGUGUGACGCUUGUUUCACACAUGUGGAUGUGCAUCUUGGUUGGCCUGAACAUCAUCACAAUCGUGUGUGGGUAUUCAGAUGGCAUAGUCCCAGAGCCGUGUGAAUCCAUGUCCCCAAAGCAUCAGCUUGAUGGAGGGCAUUAUUGUCCUCCUAAGACCACUGAAUCUCCAUUUAUGGUUGACUACGUACCAGUCAGUGAUCCCAAGGAUCCUGUUACAGUAAUCCUUAAGACGAAGGAGGGCUAUGCGCAGACAUUUAUGGGAUUUAUGUUGGAGGCUCGACGGACAAGUAUGGGGGACAGUGGGCAUCCAGUUGGAAAAUUUAUCCUACUUGAGCCAGAUAAAUCUCGACUCUUGACAUGCCAUGGUGUAGAAGGUUUGGUUGUUAGUCAAAGAAACAAUCAAAUGAAGAGUCUAAUCAGAGUUAACUGGACAGCCCCGGAAGAAGAAAAGUUUCCAACAGAUAUCAUUUUCAGAGCCACAUUUGUUCAGACAUAUGACACAUUCUGGGAACGUGUCAAUAUAAAUUUAAGUCUACCAACAACUACUACAGAGCCAAGUACUACAACAAGUACCACAAAGCCAAGUACUACAACAACUACCACAAAACCAAGUACUACAACAACUACUACAGAGCCAAGUACUACAACAAGUACCACGAAGCCAAGUACUACAACUAAUACCACAAAGCCAAGUACUACAACAAGUACCACAAAGCCAAGUACGACAACAACUACCACAAAGCCAAGUACCACAACAAGUACGACAAAUCCAAGUACUACAACAACUACCACAAAGCCAAGUACUACAACAAGUACCACAAAGCCAAGUACGACAACAACUACCACAAAGGCAAGUACUACAACAAGUACCACAAAGCCAAGUACGACAACAACUACCACAAAGCCAAGUACUACAACAAGUACCACAAAGCCAAGUACUACAACAACUACCACAAAGCCAAGUACCACAACAAGUACGACAAAGCCAAGUAUUACAACUAAUACCACAAAGCCAAGUACGACAACAACUACCACAAAGCCAAGUACUACAACAAGUACCACAAAGCCAACUACAACAACAACUACUACAAAGGCAAGUACUACAACAAGUACCACAAAGCCAAGUACUACAAUAACUACCACAAAGCCAAGUACCACAACAAGUAUGACAAAGCCAAGUACUACAACAAGUACCACAAAGCCAAGUACUACAACAACUACCACAAAGCCAAGUACUACCAGAACUAUCACAAAGCCAAGUACUACAACAAGUACUAUAAAGGCAAGUACUACAACAAGUACCACAAAGUUAAGUACAACAACAAGUUCCACAAAGCCAAGUACUACAACAAGUACCACAAAGUUAAGUACAACAACAAGUUCCACAAAGGCAAGUACUACAACAACUACCACAAAGCCAAGUACUACCAGAACUAUCACAAAGCCAAGUACUACAACAACUACCACAAAGCCAAGUACGACAAGUAUGACAACAAAUACCACAAACCUAAUGACGACACGUAUGGAAAAAAAUAUCAAAACGGUCACUCUUGUUGCACUCGUAAUGUUGGUGAUUACUGGGAUAGAGCUGUUGCUGCAGGCUUUGCCGUUAGGACCCAGCCAUGAACUUAAGGAGAUCAGGGACGUCACUUUCAGAGUGUGUACUACAAUCCAAGUGAUUCUCACAACUGCCAUUACCUUUGUUGGUGUCAUGGAUCUUGAUGACUGUGGAGCCACCUGGGAAGAUUCUUGGCUGAAGAAAGUCAUGAUUGCUUUCUCUGUGUGGAUGUUCCUGUUUGUAAUUUGGGUUUUCGUAUCCAGCCCAAUACUGGCAAGAAGGAAAAUAGGGAGCUCACAAAAGAAGGAGCCCAAACGCAAAAAGUUGCAGCUUCCCGUUUCAAAAGGUGGACUCUACUCACUUUAACAUUCAUAAGCAAAAGCUUCAUAAGAAAAAGUAUUUUUGCUAGCUAUAAUACACACAGAGACAUCCCAGUAGGCUCUGAAGUUGAUGUCACUAGCGGAGGACGAUGGUUUUAACAACAAACUCUUCUUUCUAGUUAUCAAAAUAAACUUUAUUGAAAAUAUUCAAGUGUUCAUACAAAUAACAUAAAUUUGACGUCAGAAUGAUAACAUAAGGGCAAUGAGCAGAAAGAACACUACAUGAACAGUAUAAUGCAGCACAAAUUAGAACGAUAUACCAGCAAGAAAACUUGUUUGAACUCUGACGUAACAGAUACAAAAUCAAAUGAUGAUUUUUUUUUAAAAACAUUUUUUCGGUAUGUUUCAAAUCCAAUCUUCAUGUAUUUAAGGCACAUUUUUGUGGACUAAUAUUCAGUUAAAAUAUUUUUACAAAUCUGAACCACUUUGUGAGCACCUGCAGGUUUUUAAAGGUUGAUAAAAUUGUAUACUUCUGUAUUUUUUUCUGUGUCUUGCCCGGUGCAAGUUACAGUUGCCUUUUUGUAUCCAAUAUAUUUACAGCAUAUUUACAAACAAAUAUACAUAUUCAGAAAUAUCUGACAGUAUAAAACAGGGAUCUAAACUUCAUAUGAUAGAUGGUUAAAGGAAAAAGGAAUUUUUUUUUCAGCAAAUACG
Messenger RNA from Mugil cephalus (flathead mullet), 2939 nucleotides. RefSeq names its product cell wall protein DAN4-like. The transcript is spliced from 10 exons. The record is from RefSeq and is a predicted model, not a curated record. Bases 313 to 2271 code for a protein of 652 amino acids. Lineage: Eukaryota; Metazoa; Chordata; Actinopteri; Mugiliformes; Mugilidae. Gene Ontology annotation, molecular function: oxidoreductase activity, acting on metal ions.